Oncorhynchus keta (chum salmon) is the source of this 8071-nucleotide messenger RNA. RefSeq names its product mucin-5AC-like. The transcript is spliced from 14 exons. NCBI's taxonomy places the organism in Eukaryota, Metazoa, Chordata, Actinopteri, Salmoniformes, Salmonidae. Gene Ontology annotation, biological process: transforming growth factor beta receptor signaling pathway; substrate adhesion-dependent cell spreading; endothelial cell migration. The record is from RefSeq and is a predicted model, not a curated record. Bases 179 to 3631 code for a protein of 1150 amino acids.
UUUGUCUCCUCCUCGAUUGUAGCAGGCAGCAGCUAAAUUGAAAACUUAUUUGCUGCAUUCAGAUCACUGGAAUUUCUGUAUAGCAGCCACGGCGUAGACAGAUCUGUGCUACCAACAAUCGAAUCAAAGGAAACCCGCUUCGGUUUGCAGAGUAGAACCGACUCCUGCUGCUACCACCAUGGAUGAUUUAGAUGCUUUGCUGGCGGACUUGGAGUCGACAACCUCCCACAUCUCCAAGCGGCCGGUGUUUCUGCCGGACGAGACGCCCUACUUUUUCCCCACGGGAGGACCGGCCUCGUCCCCUGUACCCCAACAUCCCUCUACUGAGGCCCUGAACGGAACCGCGCUCGACCCCCUAGAAUCCACCCGCUCAUCCACACAGUCCUACAGCAGUAGCUCCCCCCCCUUACCCCAAAGUGAAGACGACCACGUCUACAGCUUCCCCAACAAGCAAAAGAGUGCAGAGGCUGCCAUGAGCUCCUUCCUGGGCAGCAACUUGUCGGAGUUGGACCGGCUGCUUCUGGAGCUCAACGCUGUGCAACACAACACGCCCUCCUUCCCGACUGAGGAGGAGACAGCCCCGCCCCUCCCCUCUAGCAGCACCACCCACUAUGUGCAGGAGAACGGGGUUUCGGGGGCCGGCAAGGUGCCUCCCCCCACCAUGGAGAAGCCCAAGCGCAGCGUGGCCACCAGGGUCAUUGAAGACGUGCGCCCCAGCGUUGAGAGCCUUCUGGACGAGCUAGAAAGUUCUGUGCCCUCCCCCAUUCCCAUCCCCUUGGUGGAGUUUACGGAGGGGGAGGAGGAGACACCCUCCCAGCUGCAGGCCAGAAUCUCUGCCUCCUCCGCCACGCGGGAGCUCGACGAGCUCAUGGCCUCGCUGUCCGACUUCAAAGUCCAGAGCAAUUCUGGUUCUCAGUUGUCUGUCAAUAUGAAUACCCUCCUGAUCAGUCAAGGAUCAGAACCCUCCUCCUUGGAGACGAAGUCACCUGCUUCCCCAGUAGUUGUAACCAGAGACCCAACUGGGCCUGGUGAUCUGCAGCUGGAGCCCCCCAGUGACACGUCCCCCUCCUGUAACCCUGUUCCUUUAGACCUCCACAUAGAUGAAGAUGCCUGCUCUGGCCCGCCCUCCUCCACCCCCCUCUCAGCUGCUUCAGCCUCCUCCGUUUUGUUGGCCUCGUCCCAGAGCCUCCAGUACACCCAGAUUCACACACAGCUGGGAGGAGUAACUGAUCCCAGCGUGAGAACUACGCUGACCUCCCUCAUGGAGUCCCUCACUGUGGUCUCUAACACCACAAGCCACACUUUGCCAAAUACCCACUAUCCUUCUGUUGCCCCCGUUGUAAAUUACAACAGUCCUGCAGUGGAUAAUAAGACCCCCAAGACGCCUAGUCCAGUAACUGUUGCCAAGACCCUUAGUCCCAUGACUCUUGUCAAGACCCAUAGUCCUAUAACUGCUGCCAAGCCUCUUGGACCAGUUAUGGUUGCUAAGAGCCCCAGUCCUGUUCCGAUUCCUAAAAGCCUCAGUCCUCUUCCAGUUGCCAAGAGCCCCCGUCCAGUUCUGGUUGCUAAGAGCCCUGUUUCUGUUAGUGUUGCUAAGAGUCCCACUCCUAAAACGAUCACCCUUCCUCAGUCACCCUCCAUUGAUCCAUCUUCCUCACUGAAGGAGAAGCAUCCAGAAACACCUGCUGCUCAGCUAGCAGAGCCCCCGGCUGCAUGUCCUGACUUGGGGAUAACAUGGCCAUGUCGGGAGCCCUUGCUGGAGGACACCCUUGACAGAUUGCUGUCCUUCGACUUUACCCUGCCAGAGGGAGAAGUGAAGCAUGCCAAGGAGACCCAUCAGGACAAAGAGGAGCUUUAUUCCAUGGCAAGAGACAAGGAAACGACUUGGGAGGACAAUGAAAGUAUUAACCCAAAGCACAGCACGUCCCUGGACGGGCGCGAGGGGACGAUGACCCCCAUUAACAAGGCCAGCUGGAUGGAUGACUGUUUGACCCCCUCGACGUGUCCAGGAACCCCAGAGACCACCCUGGACCUGCCCCUGAACCAGCCUUCGGCCGUGGAGAGGCUGUCCACCUCGGGCCAACUCAAGUCGGUUAUCCGCCGCACCAAAGAGACGCCCAACGUGCACCCCAUGUACCGAGACGGGCAUGUGUUAAGGCGUAAACUGGGUCCUGUCAUCUUCACCAAGAGCAGUUCCCAGGACUGUCUCAUCGCAGAGCUGCAGGGCAAGCUGGGAAUCGAACGCGCCGUUGAGCGCCGACGCAAGAAGCAGUCAGACGACUGGCUCACUGAGGGGGUCAUCGUCAUGAACAACCCGCAGCGCAUGCGGGAAGACAAGGCCUCGCCGGUGGUGGACAAGAUCGUCAUCCCUCCUGACUCGCCUGUCCCUCAGAGAAAAGUCAUCCCCCCUCCGCAGUCCCCCCCGGCACCCAAAAAGCAAACCCCUGUCAAGCAGACCCCUCCGCCCCUGCCUCCUCCCCCACCCCCCUCGCCCCCUCCCAGGGUACCCACCCCUCCCCCGCCAUGCACCCCUUCCCCCCCACCUGUGGUGCAUCAGCCCACCCCUCCCUGGAUGCCGACCCCCAGAGAGCCCACCCCUCCAUCCAGGGAACCUGCCCCGCCCAAAACCCCCAGCCCCCCGCCCAAGUCUGUCACCCCGCCCCCUCCGCCCAAGGUCUUUGUGUCUGUUGGCUGCCAGACUGAGUACGAUCCCAUCUUCCCACCAAUGGAGGCAUGGAAAACUCAAUCCACCUUGUUCAUUUAUCCUUCUGUUUUCUCUAUUUCUCCCGUUCUCUCUUUGAUUCUGGCCCAGGGGAAGAGCUUGCCCAAGGCUCCCCCCAAACAGGCCAACAAGCUGGACAACAUGCUGGGAAGCCUCCAGUCAGACCUCCAUAAACUGGGCGUCCAGACUGUGGCCAAGGGAGUGUGUGGGGCCUGCAACAAGCCCAUAGUUGGACAGGUGGUGACCGCCAUGGGGCGCACGUGGCACCCGGAGCACUUUGUGUGUACCCACUGUCAGGAGGAGAUCGGUUCCAGGAACUUCUUUGAGCGGGACGGAGCGCCUUACUGUGAGAAGGACUACCACAACCUGUUCUCCCCACGCUGCCACUACUGUAACGGACCUAUCCUGGACAAAGUGGUGACUGCACUGGACAGGAACUGGCAUCCAGAACACUUCUUCUGUGCUCAGUGUGGAGCUUUCUUUGGUCCAGAGGGCUUCCAUGAGAAGGAUGGAAAGGCGUACUGUCGGAAGGACUACUUUGACAUGUUUGCACCCAAAUGUGGAGGCUGUGCCCGCGCCAUCCUGGAGAACUACAUAUCAGCCCUCAACUCCCUCUGGCACCCCGAGUGCUUCGUCUGCAGGGAGUGCUUCACCCCCUUUAUAAAUGGGAGCUUCUUUGAGCACGAGGGCCAGCCCUACUGCGAGGGCCACUACCACGAGCGCCGCGGCUCUCUCUGCUCGGGCUGUCAGAAGCCCAUCACGGGCCGCUGCAUCACAGCCAUGGCCAAGAAGUUCCACCCCGAGCACUUUGUCUGUGCCUUCUGCCUUAAGCAGCUCAAUAAGGGCACCUUCAAGGAGCAGAAUGACAAGCCAUACUGCCAGGGCUGCUUCAUCAAGCUCUUCAACUAGGGAGCUAACCCACUCCCCAGCCGUGUGUGUGUGUGUGUGUGUGUGUGUGUGUGUGUGUGUGUGUGUGUGUGUGUGUGUGUGUGUGUGGGUCCGUGUGUGUGUGUGUGUGUGUGUGCGUGUGUGUGUGCGCGCGUUUGUGUGUGUGUGCGCGUUUGUGUGUGUGUGCGCGUUUGUGUGUGUGUGUGUGUGUGUCUGCGUUUGUGCACAUUCGUGUGUGCAUGCUUUGUCCCAAUUCUCUACGGUUCAGCCCUAAGUGUGCACUUGCACCCUUCAUGAAUUUAAAAGGAAAUGACAGGGGUAUGAAAUAUAGUGGAAACUCCAGCCCAUGCCUACACCAAUCCAAUGCUUUAAAAUGUGUGGGGAGGAGUACACAGGAAGAGAAUCGGGGACACGUGCGUGUCAAAAGGUGAAGGCGUGGAUAGAAGGCCGUCGGUGGCUAUGAUGAGAGGAAGCAGAGAGUUGUCCCUUACUGUGCAUGUAGCAGAGAUGAGACUGGCCAUUAGAAAAGCUCCCCUACAGUCACCUGGAGGUUACUGCAGACAGGAGUCAAUGCUCAACAGAGCCUUCAGGGCCGUGGGGUUGACAUUUCAAGAGUUCCAGAAAGCAUGAGGUUUAAAGCGAGCCCAAAGAGAUUUUUGUAAAUGUAAAACGAGCAAGAGAAGCCAUUUUUGUGUGAGAGGCGGUUUUAUGUUCUGUUCGAUUUAUUUUCCUGUCCUAAUAAUGGUAGACUGCGUUAUCAUGUGACCGACGUGUGGAGGUCAGGUUUAUGGGGUCCUGGGAUGGGUUUAGACAGGUCUUCAGGCAGUACUUAGUACACAUAGAAUGUUGUUGACAUUCACUAGGCAGCGUUUUGCCUAUUAGUCCAAAAUAUGCAGUAUGUCGGUGCCAUUGCAAAUGCACACCUAUGAACUGUCUCUUGAUCUCAAACGCAAACACACACACACAGAGACACACACUUUAUACUCUGAGAAGAGGAAAAGCUCUCGUCUCCUCUUUCCCUCCUCCCUUUCUCUUCACUUCUCUGUGAGACCAGUUCAAACACUUGGUGCUCACUCAACUCAAUCAUAGAGUCCUCUCUCUUGUGGCCUUUUUGGGGUCAUUUUACAGCCUGGUAUGGUCACGAUAACAGGGUCCUAUUUUUGUACACUUUUCCUAUGGAAAUGUUCAUAUACUAACAAGGACAGCUCAGCGGCAUAGAUUUAGUACAUCCGUUUUCCUUUUCCCUUUUUGCUUAAUUUGUCCAAUGGAACUGUACAAAACUCUCAAAUGUGUUUGUGCAAAACGAGACACGUUGUUCAGACACACAUACUCACAGUCUUUCUCCAGAUUACUGCUCUUUUCGAUGUGCUAUGGACUCUCCGUUUCUAUUUUCUGUAGAUCAGCCUUUGCGCCACCGAUCUCAUAUGAAUUCCCAUUAAUGUAAUCUGAUUUUAAAAGAACGUGCAUUUGAAUGUUGUCUUUCCCAUGAUGUGGACAGAGGGUGGCGGUGUUUGGGUGAGUGUUGGCGACCUCUCAUCUCGGAGGCACUCUGCUCGUCCCUUACUUUCCAUCCGCUUUGGGUAGGGAGGCAGCUCUGAGCCUGGCAACCAAACUGAGCACAGCGUUCUUCAGUCUGGUGUGACCAGGCUAGGAUUCUCCCUUCCUAUAAGGAAACAGGACAAAAUACUAGAGCGUGUUGAUUUGAAACAACAUGUUAAUUGUGUGUAUUUGAUUUGCUACUGUAUUCGCCCAAACAUUUAUCCAAGUCUUAAAAUGAAUAAUUCAGAGUGAAUGGGGAGUGCUUUUCUUGGUGCAAUGUUUUGUUGUACAUUUAGCUACUGACAAUGUGUGUGUUUUCCCUCAGAUACUUAAAAAGUAACUAAUAGAGGGGUCCUUUUAAUGUACGGGGGGAGGAUUGGUUUUUAACCUCACUGCUUAUAGACUUAUUGAGCAACACACAUUCUGCAAUACAAGUUGUGUAGAGGUUUUUGUCGGCAUUUUCUGCAUAAUUCUAUUACAAUCACAAUAUUAAAUUUACUUUAACAUACUUGGUUUAGUGGCAUGGAGCAGUAUUGUCACUGUAUGAUUUUGAGCUCUGUAGCUCACACUGAUAUGCAAAGAGCUGGCUCUAUGGACAAGGACAUAAAUGGACCCUAAUACACACACACACACACACACACACACACACUGGGUUGGUUUCCAGGCAACAGGGACCUUUCUAACCAUGGGUCCCUGAAAUGCCCUCAGAGUCACAUGGUAAUCUGUACACACAGAUCUGCAGUCAGUACCUAGUCUGUUUCCCAAAUGACACCCUAUUCCCUAUAAAGUCUACUGCUUUUGACUAGGGCCCAUAGGGCUCUGGUCAAAAGUAGUGCCCUAUAUAGGGAAUAGGGUGCCAUUUGGGAUGCACAACAAGUCAAUAAUGGCAUCCAAAUAUCCUCGUUACCUGAUCCCAAAUCACUGCAGUGGGUCACGUUUGAGCAUUUGUUUUUGAUAUGUACGUAAUUGAUUUACUUAUUUCAUCAUUCACUGUUUAUUUUUUUGAAGUGUCCUUGUAAUGUUGCAUAUUUGAAUCAUUGUGAAGCAGGUGAUUUUAACUUUCCACAUGUUGCUUAUAUUUUUAUGCUAAAUGUUUGUUUUUUAUGGUUUUCAACCCAGUUGUCAUCACUUGGCAUGUUGGUUGUGGUAUAAAUACACACGUACGUUUCAUUUUAAUUUCUUAACGCUUUGAAAGAAUAAAGGUAAUUGUGCUAGUGCCAAAUUUUCAAUGCAAUGUCUUUAACACUGUUGAGGUAUAUGGCGCACUUCCAAGUCCUUGCUGCGAUCGGAUUGGUGAAGCCAUUUUGGAUGUCGUAGAACAACAUUGGCUGGAUCAGCCAGUGCCAUGGGGUGCAUCUCAAACAUCUAAAUUGGCUUCCUCUGCUUAUUUCCUCCAUUUGUGUUGAUGUGAAAGUACUGGACAGGUGAAAGCAACCCCCUUGAAUACAACCUCAAUAUAGCUUACAGUGAAGUGUAAAUUAAGAAGAGACAAAUAGGGAAGCCAUUUUAGACUAUUGAGAUGCACCUCUGGGUUUUGGGUGUCAGUAAAAGAGAGGCAAAUAACCUAGAGGGGGCAAACUGAGGAUGGCCUCAGCACAGUAUAGUCGGCAGAUUAAAGGUGUAUAGUAAUUGUUGCUUUAAAAUUACUACAUGUUACUAUUGGGUGUUUUGUCUGGCCUCCUGAGGCUCGGGUGCCAUUUCUGGUGAUGUUUGGAACGGUUUUGUUUCUUCAACCCGCUGAGACGUGGGUUUUUAAAGCACUUUCAGCCUUGCUAUGCCAUAGAUUCCUUGAGCUUCUCUAGUAGUGCAACUGUGUUGACAUGAACAUGAUGAAUCUACAGAGGGGCAUUUCACCUAGCCUGGUUAAUGAGGAAUGCUGCUAACAUAAUAUUCUAAUUUAAUUUUGAAAUUCAUAGACUGAGGUGUAACAGAAGAAGGGUUAGUACCACUUCAUAUUGACCCUGUUUUAAGUCAGGCUCUCUUUCUAAGCCAUUAAAUCCUAAAUUGUUCAAGUUAGUGUGCCAAAUAAUGGAUCAAGCUCAAUGAAAUAUCCCUCUGAUAGCCUUUAUAGCCAUGCUUUGGAGACCGGAGACACAGACAAUGAAAACAAGUGUAAGUGCUGCCAGGGUGCCUGAAUAUAGCCCUGGACACCUGGACAGUUACAGUUUAAAGUUGAAUGAGUUCCUCAAUCAAGGGGAAAUUACUGGAAAGAUUUCUUGAGAGUAGCCAUGACCACAGGUUUAGGCACCAGCCCAAAUGUUGUAAUGCAACAAAAUGGAGCCCUUUAAAGAGAGGCUUUAAAAAAAAAAGUUUUAUCUACACCCUAUGUAAAUCAUCAGGGAUUGUAAUUCUUAUUAGCUUUUGCUACAUUUAUUCAUCCUAUUACAUUUCUUUGCUUUAGUUCUAUGCUCUCUCUGUUGACUCAGAAAUCCCAGACCUAAGUGGGAAGCAACCCGUCUGACUACUCUCAAAGCCUUUUUAUUUUCAUGUUUACAAGUUAACCUUGUCAUUUAAUCCCCUUAAUUUAUCUGAAAGGAACUAUUUUACCCCAAUACUCCUGAGUGGCGCAGUGGUCUAAGGCUCUGCAUCGCAGUGCUAGAGGCGUCACUGCAGACCCUGGUUCGAUCCCUUGCUGUAUCACAACCGGCUGUGAUCGCGAGUGCCAUAGGGUGGCGCACAAUUGGCCCAGCGUCAUACGGGUUUGUCCGGGGUAGGCUGUCAUUGUAAAUAAUAAUUUGUUCUUAACUGACUUGCCUAGUUAAAUUUUUAAAAAGUGGUUUUGUUUUUUCCUUUCCUCUUUCCUGUUUUAUUUGCCCAUGUACCUCUGUUGUCAUGUUUUAUGAGAUGGCUAUAUGGUACCUGAUUGCUGAUCAUUUUUAAUUCAAUGUGAUUGAUGCCAAUAAAUAAAUAGUUUAUUUCUGA